Neoarthrinium moseri is the source of this 1071-nucleotide messenger RNA. RefSeq lists its product as uncharacterized. The record is from RefSeq and is a predicted model, not a curated record. The transcript is spliced from 3 exons. The coding region runs from base 1 to 1071 and encodes 356 amino acids. Lineage: Eukaryota; Fungi; Ascomycota; Sordariomycetes; Amphisphaeriales; Apiosporaceae.
AUGGCAGGCCUCAGCGUACUCCUAUCCGUACUCUACAGCCUAGCUCUGGCCGCCGACUCGCCAAAUAAGACAACCGUAUCGCCUCCCUUCAAUUACACCCGCAUCGACGCCGACCUGCGGUUCCUGCCCCCGCCUGACAGCACGUUCCUUCGUCGAGAAUGGAUCAGUGGCAUCAUGCCUCAGGCCUGCCGCGACUUUGCCAUCCUGAAGAACUUGACACUCGGUGACUUCAGCGUGUACGAGUUUGUCUUUGCGGAUUGUGCUAGGCCGUGGGUCAUGUGCCAGCACAAGGAAUCGUCUGUCAAGAUUAACGAUCUUGCCUAUACAAUCUCCACAACCCCGGUUCUGAUGCGCCAGCGCGUCCGCCACUACAUGGCCGUGGGCAACACGCACGACGGGGCGGCGGCGACGUGGAGCAAGGGCGACAUCGCGUUCCGCCUGGACUUCACCCAGCCCAGCAUCGUGCUGCACGAGACGUCGCACGGCAUGGACCACCUAGCGCUCAACGACUUUGGCAGCCCCUUCAGCGCGACCGACGCCUGGCGCAAGAACAUCGCCGCCGACGCCGCCGUCGUCUCCGACUACAGCAACGUCAACUGGAAGGAGAACUUUGCCGAGAGUACCGUCAUCGCCAUCUACGACCGCGCCAUGAAGAUGAGCGGCGGUGGCGGCGUCGAGGCGAUUCAGGGGAGCUGGCGACAGGUGUAUCACGCCUAUACCGUCGUCCAGGCCUUUCUGGGUGACCAAAUCUGGAGGAACUCGGAGAAGAAGAAAUGCUGGAUGCGGUACGUGGACUCAGACGUCGUCUUCGCCGUGAACGGCUCAAAGUUCGACACUCAGCAGCUGCUGCUGCCCACCUCGGACGUGCAGGUGAUGGAACUCCCCGACCAUAUCCAAGAAAUUGAAGAGCUGCUGGACGAGGCGACGAGUUUCGACGCUGCCGGCGGCACGCAUGAGAUGCCCACCUUCGUGGAGGAGGAGCCAGAGCGAUGUGAGCUAAUUCAGUCCUCGCCUGCCUUCUUCUCGUCAGAAUGUGUCUUCAGGGUCAAAGGCAGUGUACUUUCAAUGUGA